Molecule: messenger RNA, 1510 nt
Organism: Cebus imitator (Panamanian white-faced capuchin)
Lineage: Eukaryota; Metazoa; Chordata; Mammalia; Primates; Cebidae
Product: translation initiation factor IF-2-like
Exons: 2
Coding region: 1-921 (306 amino acids)
Source: RefSeq, a predicted model, not a curated record
AUGCAAAUCGGCUCCCUGCCCCCACGCCCCUCCCCCCGAGAGGCGGGCGGCGGGCGGGGAGGAGAGGAGCGGGGGAGGGGACGGGGACGGGGACGGGGCCGGGGAGGGGGCGGCGAGGAGCGCGGAAGAGGGGCGAGACGGGCCCCCGGCGCCGCCGGUCGGUCAGGGAGCGGCGGGGCGCGUCUGCAGCCCGCCAAGCGGCCUCCUGAGCGCCGGGGCCCCGCGCCCGCUGCUGCUGCUGCUGCUGCCUGCCGCCUGCGAGCGCUCCAGCCGCGCCGGCAUCCUCGGGGCACCGCGCCCGGCCGGCUCCCUGGGGCGCCCGCUCGCGCCGCGUCUGGGCCUCGCGCCGCCUUCAGUGGCCCCGCCGGCCGGCCGCGGGGUGCCGGGUGCCCGCCAGCCGCAUUCCGACACAGAGGAUCGGCCUCGGCGCCGCGAUCGUCGGCUGCUGCUCGGCGAGCCCGGGCGAUGAGGUGCACCUGUUCUUCAGCCGGCCCGCAGCCAACCCUCGGCCAGCGCUCUCCCGGAGAGACCAAUCCCAGCGCAGCGCGGAGGGCGAGCGGCCGGCUCGCCAGCUCCAGCCGCCCGCUGCUCCGCGCCGCCGCCGCCGCCGCCGCCGCCGCCGCCGCCCGAAGAGAGUCAAACUCCAGCGAACCGCGCCGCUGUCGCCGCCGUGAGCCAGGGGCUGGGGGCGCUCCGGGCGUCCGCGGCGGGUGCGGUCUGACCCGCCUCCGAGGGACCCAACAAGCAAGCAGAGGAUCGGAAAUCACUCCCCGGCGCCCUGCCCGGUUGAGCGUGGGGAGCCAAAGCGGGAGACUGCGUCGGGGGCUCCGGAGGACGCGGACCCCGGGCCGAGGGCGUCUCCAGGCGGAUGCGGGUGUAUGUGCAGAACCGCCGCGGCGGGCUGAGAUUCCGGCAGAGUAGCGCCUCCCACCAGCACCUAAUGCUGGUUUCUUAAUGCACACAAGAUAAAUAAAUGAUCCAAGCAAACCCCCGUUUGACGGGGGCGGGGGUGGCAAAAGCAGCUUCCCGACCGAUUGUGGAGAACCAAACGUUACACUGAAGAGACUGCAGAGAGCAGAGGAUGCAUUGAAACAGGAAGCCCCUGGGGUUUGGUACCUACCAGAGUACUUUGCACAGACACGGUUAAUAAAUUAUUUUUGAUGGCAGUAAUGCGGCUGUCACCUCUUUCAGCUAUAACAUUGAGACUUUCCCCACAGGAAAGCUUUUGAUUUUUAGUUUGAUGGAACAUGCCUUAAUCUAGUAGUGCUGAAUUAUGAUUACAAAAAGUGCAAGCAAAAAAAAAAAAAAAAAAAACCAUUAUUUGAAUCCUUUAGCUUUCCAAUGCAAACCACUGCCCUCUUAAAUAAAAACUGACCCAGCCUGUACCUUCUGUGGGUACUAGGAAUCUACUUACCAGCUAGGAAUCUACUUGCCCAGCCUUUCUUGUGUAGCAAAUAAAAGCUUUCCUGCAAAACUCUUUGGAAUUAUAGCGGUGCUACUGUCAGCUAUU